UUAUCUGAUUAUACGAUAACUUGAGGAUGAUCGUAUAUUGAUACAUUAUACUUACUACCGGUAUCAUUCGAAUGUUAUUUUUGAAAAUCUAUUCAUCUUUCAGAAACAGUGAUGUAUUCUAGAAGUAAAUUUAAACCUCAAAUUUUGGCAGCUAUUCCAGUUGCACUAGGUGAGCUAAUCGCAGGACUAGGCUACGGCUGGCUUUCGCCAACAUUGAAAAAUGCGAACAUACACUACGGUAAACAUGUCAGCUCGAUCGAAGAAUCCUGGAUCGGAUCAUUACACAGUUUCGGUAGAGUACUCGGACCUCUUCUUUCGCUUUACUUUUUGGAUAAAAUUGGUCGAAGUUGGCUACUGAUAACUUUCCUCAUAUCGACCUCGUUCAUUUGGUUACUUUUGUUCGCCAAAUACAUCGAGAUGAUUUACGUAGCCAGAAUCCUAUUCGGUAUCGCUUGCGGUGUAUUCGAAAUGUCCAACGCUAUAUACCUAGCUGAAAACUGCUCUUCUAAAUUGAGACUAUUCAUCAGUAGCUUCACAUCUUCCUUUUUCUACUGCGGUAUGCUAUUCGAAUUCAUAUUAGCUACCUAUUGCGGAUACGACGCCGUACUUUGGGUCAAUUGCGGUAUAGGUAUCGUAUCCAUGUUGAGUUUAAAAUUACUAAAAGAACCGGCUCAAUUUUUAAUAGCUCGAGGUAAAUAUAAAAAAGCUCUUAAAUCCAUAAUGUAUUUAAAAGCGAUAGAAGACGUCAAAGAAGCCGAAGCUGAAAUGGAACGCAUGAAGAACACAGUCGAAGAAGAAUCUCAUUCGGAUGUCCAACGAAGCAAGAAACUCAUCAUCGUUACGAUGAUAUUACACGCUCUGACUCCAUGGACCGGUUACGAAACGUUGACAGCUUUUGCUUCGAUGACCUUUUAUUCUUAUAAUCUCAUGUCCGAAAACCAAUUCGUUAUUUUAUUGGGACUGGUGCAGUUUUUGAUCAGUUGUUCGACCAUGCAGAUUGUAAACGCGUCUCGAAGAAGAACCUUCAUUAUGACUGCCUUUGUCAUUUGCACAAUUCUGCAUACCACAACGGCUACUCUUUUCUAUUUAGAAGAGUACAAGUGCGAUGUACCUUACGCUCCUUGGUUGGUUUUUUGUUCGGUGACUAUCUACAUGGGGGUUUAUUCGGCCGUUUAUCCGGCCAUUUACAUACUACGAGGUGAAUUAUUCCCUAUACAUUUGAAAGCUAGGGGAGGAUGUGUUUGUAUUAUGGCCAACGGAUCGAUGGAGUUUUUGACUACUUCUAUUUAUUUAGGUAUAAUUAAACAUAUAGGUAAUCAUUUCAAUUUUCUUCUGUACAGUAUAUUCAGCGCCGUUACUGUAAUAUACGUGUAUUAUUUUAUUCCCGAGACCAAAGUAAGAACAAAAAAUAUUAAGAAAGGUAUUCCAGAGGUGGAAACUGCAGCCGCUGUAUCUGAGGAAUCAAUCAGUGAAUCUCUAUCUGCUUCUACGAUUACGGAAACUUCCUCCAGUUCGUGUUCGGAUUAAUAUUUUGGUCUCGUUUUUAAUUUAUUUAGCAAAAAGAUUUAAUUUAAAAUAGGUACCUAGUUAAUUUGGCAUGAAAACAGCAAAAAUAAUUCGGAAGAACGUUCCUUUCAUGAAGCAUGAUGUGAAAUUACUGAUCAAAAAAUCAUUCACUUAUUGAAAAAUCAUAUACCUACCUAAUUAUUGGCACUCAAAAAAAUCCAACCCUGAUUUUAUUAGACUCUAAAAAUUAAAUUAUUGUUCCACUGUUUUUUUUUUGUUCCUUAUCGUUGUCGUAUAAUUUUAAGUACAUUGAAUAACUCAUUUAAAGUAUUAUAGAAUGAUCAUGAAACAUGCGAGAUAAUUUUGUAAAUUAACUGAGCCAUAGGCUACUAAUAAACCACGAUGAUAUAAAUACAUAUAUAAGUUGCAUUGUGAAUUGUGAUAGAUACCUACUUCUUUAUAAGUUUGAUUUUCAAUUAUGUAUUUAUGUGAGAAUUAUUUAAUUAUUUAAUAUUUAUUAUAAUUUUUAAGUGGAUUAUUUUUAUAAAAAUCUGUCAAAUACACUUUCGUUUUUCUCCUU
Planococcus citri (citrus mealybug) is the source of this 2086-nucleotide messenger RNA. RefSeq names its product facilitated trehalose transporter Tret1-like. Gene Ontology annotation, biological process: transmembrane transport. The coding region runs from base 112 to 1527 and encodes 471 amino acids. Gene Ontology annotation, cellular component: membrane. Lineage: Eukaryota; Metazoa; Arthropoda; Insecta; Hemiptera; Pseudococcidae. The transcript is spliced from 2 exons. Gene Ontology annotation, molecular function: transmembrane transporter activity. The record is from RefSeq and is a predicted model, not a curated record.